AUGGCCGCCAUCGUCGACCGCAGUCCUCCAACCCAUUCCCCUCCUGGUCCCCAUCCCAAGCGUCCUAGAGGCAUCCUCAAGAACUCGUAUCAAAAGUCUCCGCCCUCCUCACCACUUGACGAGGGGCCGCUCACCGAGAAGGAGCUCACCCUCGUCAACACCCAGUACAACGCUGGCCACCGCCGCUCCUCAUCUGCCGCCCGCCCUUCCGGCUCCCGCCGUCAAUCAAGCCGCACCCCCUCCCAUCAGGGCGACGACGUGCAAGACCUCGAAUCCUCUCAGCGCCUCAAGUGGGACGAGGCCAAUCUUUACCUGACCGAGCAGGAGCGCACCUCGACCAUGAAGAUUGACGAGCCCAAGACUCCCUAUGCCAAACACUACGACCCCGCCGAAGACCCCUCGGAUGACGAGGAGAUGGAGGGCUCCAACGAUGAGAAGAAGUCUCGCACGGCUCGCGCUGGUCCUAGCGUGGAAGAUGAUAUCCCUCUCAUGUCGCUUGGCGAGCCGGAGGAAGCGGUCCCGGAGAGCGAAUCGUCCAAAGAAAAAGCCCUCAAGGCCGUCCACGUCGACGACAGCGCCAGCGCGCACGGCGACGAUGACGAGCUGGCCGGUCUUUCGCCCGAGGAACGCGAGAAGCACCGCCGUUUCGAGGAGUUGCGCAAGAAGCACUACGAAAUGAAGGAUGUGGCCCACUUGUUGGGCCACCCCGAAGAGCUACUUGAGGACGAGGACGAAGACGAGGACGGGGAUGGCGCCCGGCCACCUGCAGUCCCUGCUCUCCCCCGGCCCAGCGAGGCUACCAAUGGCCAGGUUUGA
Molecule: messenger RNA, 816 nt
Organism: Colletotrichum graminicola M1.001
Lineage: Eukaryota; Fungi; Ascomycota; Sordariomycetes; Glomerellales; Glomerellaceae
Exons: 2
Coding region: 1-816 (271 amino acids)
Biological process (GO): regulation of signal transduction
Molecular function (GO): protein phosphatase inhibitor activity
Source: RefSeq, a predicted model, not a curated record